UUCAGAGACGCCGGCCAAGGAUGCUUGUGUAACCAAGCUAUCAUGCUGAUCACAGAUGGAGCAGUGGAGGAUUAUGAAGCUGUGUUUGAAAAAUACAACUGGCCAGAUCGGAAGGUCCGGGUUUUCACUUACCUUAUUGGACGGGAAGUCACUUUUGCUUCCAACGUGAAAUGGAUCGCCUGCAACAACAAAGGCUACUACACUCACAUCUCCACGCUGGCAGAUGUCCAGGAGAAUGUGAUGGAGUACCUGCACGUGCUCAGCCGUCCCAUGGUCAUCAACCACGACCAUGACAUUAUUUGGACCGAAGCCUACAUGGACAGCGCGCUGCCACAGUCUGCGGAGCUCUUCGCAUCUCAGGCUCAAAGUCUGUUGCUCAUGACAACAGUGGCUAUGCCAGUCUUCAGCAAAAAGAACGAGACGCGAUCUCAUGGCAUUCUCCUGGGUGUGGUGGGCUCUGACGUACCACUGAGGGAGUUGUUGAAACUUGCUCCACGGUAUAAGCUGGGUGUCCAUGGAUAUGCUUUUCUGAACACCAACAACGGCUACAUCCUUUCACACCCAGACCUCCGUCCUUUGUAUAAAGAAGGAAAGAAACUGAAGCCUAAGCCAAACUACAACAGCGUAGAUCUCUCGGAAGUGGAAUGGGAAGACCAGGAUGAAAUACUGAGAACUGCCAUGAUCAAUGGGGAAACAGGCUACCUCUCCAUGGAUGUGAAGGUCCCUGUGGAUAAAGGGAAACGAGUUCUCUUCCUCACCAAUGAUUAUUUCUUUACGGACAUCAGUGACACACCCUUCAGCCUGGGUGUUGUGCUGUCCAGGGGACACGGGGAGUACAUUCUGCUGGGGAACACUUCGGUGGAAGAAGGUUUGCAUGACCUGCUCCAGCCAGACCUGUCUUUAGCAAAUGAAUGGAUUUACUGCAUCACCGACAUUGAUCCGGAUCAUCGGAAGCUCAGCCAGCUGCAGGCUGUGAUCCGUUUCCUCAAAGGAGAAGACCCUGACCUGGAAUGUGACGAAGAGUUGGUCCAGGAAGUACUGUUUGAUGCAGUGGUCACUGCACCCAUGGAGGCCUACUGGACAACACUAGCCCUUAAUAUGUCCAUGAAGACUGAGGCAGAUGUUGAGAUGGCAUUUCUGGGCACUCGGGCUGGACUCAUGAGGAGAACCCUAUAUGUGGGCUCUGAGAAAAUCUCCAACAG
Antrostomus carolinensis (chuck-will's-widow) is the source of this 1202-nucleotide messenger RNA. Its product is annotated as voltage-dependent calcium channel subunit alpha-2/delta-4-like. Gene Ontology annotation, cellular component: voltage-gated calcium channel complex. The record is from RefSeq and is a predicted model, not a curated record. The transcript is spliced from 15 exons. NCBI's taxonomy places the organism in Eukaryota, Metazoa, Chordata, Aves, Caprimulgiformes, Caprimulgidae. Gene Ontology annotation, molecular function: voltage-gated calcium channel activity. The annotation marks the transcript as partial.